This is a messenger RNA of Trematosphaeria pertusa, 1290 nucleotides long. RefSeq names its product N-terminal nucleophile aminohydrolase. NCBI's taxonomy places the organism in Eukaryota, Fungi, Ascomycota, Dothideomycetes, Pleosporales, Trematosphaeriaceae. Gene Ontology annotation, cellular component: proteasome core complex. Bases 122 to 973 code for a protein of 283 amino acids. Gene Ontology annotation, molecular function: threonine-type endopeptidase activity. The record is from RefSeq and is a predicted model, not a curated record. The transcript is spliced from 4 exons.
CGGGGAGCUUCAACACCACAACCCCAACCUCAACCUCACGGCAGACACCCCCCACCAUCGCGGCCCCUUUCGUCCUCGAUAUUUCCCCCCCUACCAUCUCCGUAUCGACAUAUAGCCAGUCAUGGACUCGUUAGUGGCGCAAUACAGCCGUCCGGCGUUCGCGGAGGAGGGCCAGUCGCAGCAAGAGCAGCAGGAACUCUGCCAACCCACCCCAGAACUCUCCCUCAAGUUUGCACUGCCGCCCGUAGCUCAGUCCGCAUCGUGGCUCCGCGCAAUGACAGACGACUACUCAAACCCGAACUGCCCCAUCAAGAUCGCGCACGGCACAACCACGCUCGCCUUUCGCUUCAAGGGCGGCAUCAUCGUGGCUACAGACUCUAGGGCAACGGCCGGCAACUGGAUAGCAAGUCAGACGGUCAAGAAGGUCAUCGAGAUCAACAACUGCCUGCUGGGGACCAUGGCUGGUGGCGCUGCUGACUGCCAAUACUGGCUGGCAUACCUGGGCAUGCUAUGUCGUCUCCACGAGCUGCGACACAAGCGCCGCAUCUCCGUCGCCGCAGCCUCCAAGAUGCUCGCCAACCUCGUUUACUCGUACAAGGGCAUGGGCCUGUCCAUGGGCACCAUGUGCGCCGGUGUAACCCCUCAAGAAGGCCCCGCCCUCUACUACAUCGACAGCGACGGCACGCGCCUCGCCGGCAACCUCUUCUGCGUCGGCUCCGGUCAGACCUUCGCCUACGGCGUGCUCGACGCACAAUACAAGUACGAUCUCUCAGACGAAGACGCGCUGGAGCUCGGUAGACGGAGUAUCCUAGCUGCUACGCACCGUGAUGCGUACUCCGGCGGCUUCAUCAACCUGUACCAUGUGAAGGAGGACGGAUGGGUCAAGCACGGCUUCAGUGACACGAAUCCCAUCUUCUGGAAGACGAAGCUGGAGAAGGGCGAGUUCUCAAAUGUUACGGCGGAGAUGGAGUAAGCGCCGAAUGGGGGGAGGAGAGCGAAGGGAUGGAAUGAGGAAGGACAUAUUUUGGAGCAGCUGAUGCUGCUGUGUAGUUUCUACCUAUGUAAUAGAUAGAUUCUUCCUCGAGAGGAAUGACAACCCAGCCUUGAAGGCAUCAUUGGAUCUGGUUACGUCCACGCUGCGAUAAGCGUGAAGUCCCUUCUUUCAGGCUAUCUCGCGAUCCUCAUGGUAUUGUUACGGGCUGUAACAUGUCUGUAUGAAGACUCGCUCAACCCAGCGCCUUCUUCUCCUUCUGCCUCGCCAUCGCCUGAAGUACAUCACUCGCACUAUUC